This is a messenger RNA of Anoplopoma fimbria (sablefish), 3110 nucleotides long. Its product is annotated as zinc finger protein 383. The transcript has 2 exons. Gene Ontology annotation, molecular function: DNA-binding transcription factor activity, RNA polymerase II-specific; RNA polymerase II cis-regulatory region sequence-specific DNA binding. NCBI's taxonomy places the organism in Eukaryota, Metazoa, Chordata, Actinopteri, Perciformes, Anoplopomatidae. Gene Ontology annotation, cellular component: nucleus. The record is from RefSeq and is a predicted model, not a curated record. Gene Ontology annotation, biological process: regulation of transcription by RNA polymerase II. The coding region runs from base 79 to 1890 and encodes 603 amino acids.
AGCCCCCUUCCUGGAUGCUUUAAACCGUGUUCAGACCACCUGGUUAGCUGUCUGCAGCCGCAGCCCGGCCGGCCCAACAUGGCCGCGUGUGGUGACCUGAAGACUUUCCUAGAGUCGUCUCUGAAUGAGAUCUUCAAGGCCACAGUGAGUGACAUCCUGGACUCGGUGGACCGGACCCUGUGCGAGUACCAGGGCACAAUACAGAGGAUCGAGUCCGAAAACGAGGGCCUGAAGCGGCUGCUGUUUGCACAGGAGAGCACCGAGGCUGCAGUAAGAGAUCUUUGUGAAGAAGAUGCUACUGAAAAUCUUUCGACUUCAGAAUGGAACAACUGUCCCAUCAGCUCCACUCAGGGCACGUUCAAGAUGUCCAUAUGCAGCAGUGACAAGAAGAGCUUCAGGAGGAGGCAGAAAGACAAGACGAGGAAUAGUGUUUCCUUAUCGUCAUUCAUACUGCAGACUGAUCAAAUGAAAGAAAUGCCUUGUGUGAGCACAGGCGACGUGUCUACGUCCACCCAAAACUUAAUAUCAGUGAAAGCAGAGCCAGGCCUGUAUGAAAGCGGUGCCAUUGACCUCUCCCAGCCUUCAACCCUUCUCAAUCUGACAAUGAGGCCAGUAAAAAAUGAGAGCACGGAGGUCAGUUUUGACAGUCAUGACGCACAUAUACCUCUGCCGCAAUCUACGGGCCUCGAACAAGACUCAAGAGGCAGCGACGCUGAAGUCAAAGUCGCCACUUACAUGCAGGAUGGACAGUUUAUUAAGGCAGAGGACGAGGAGCAGAACGGACUGUUGGAAUACGAUGACAAUGACUCUAAGCAAGAGGUGCAGCAUGCGUUGAUAUAUUACCCUGAAUCAGAAAUAGACCCUGAGGCAGCGAGCAGACAGGUUGUGGUGCCAGAAGCGGUGGCGCUCGAGGAAAACGCUGCCGUUCCCGCAGAAGAGUUCCUGGAGAUUCGCGACAACUUUUUGCGUUGCCCCACCUGUCCCAAAACGUUCAGUCGAGCAGCCUCGCUCAACAUCCACAUGAAGACGCACAGCGGUGAAAAGGCCCACAGCUGCAGCUACUGUGGCAAACGCUUCGGCCGCGCUGAUCUCCUCAAGUCCCACAAGCGCACCCAUACGGGAGAGCGACCCUACUGCUGCAACCUCUGCAGUAAAACAUACGCCCACCCGAGUCAGCUCAGGAUACACAAACGCGUCCACACUGGAGAAAAGCCGUAUUCCUGCUCGCACUGCGGGAAGCGCUUCAAUGAGCACAACCAGCUCAAGGUCCACUUGCGGACUCACACGGGGGAGCGGCCUUACAGCUGCCAGGAGUGCGGCAAAACCUUCAGCAACGCGGGCAACCUGCGCAUACACGAGAGGAUCCACACAGGUGAGAAGCCGUACUGCUGCGCCCAGUGUGGGAAAAGGUUCAACGGCUUGGGUGACCUCAAAACGCACUACAGGAUCCACACUGGAGAGAGACCCUACAGCUGCGAGCUGUGUAAGAAGACCUUCAGCCAGGCGGGCCACCUCACCAUACACAUGCGCAUGCACACGGGUGAAAGGCCGUACAGCUGCAACGAGUGCGGCAAGAAGUUCACGGUGGCCAGCAGCCUUAAAUUACACCAGAGGACUCACACGGGAGAGAAGGAGUACAGCUGCUCGUACUGCAGCAAGAGCUUCAGCCGGUCGGGUCACCUGAAGAGACACGAGCUGGUCCACACCAAAGAGAAGGUGUUCCUCUGCAGCCAGUGUGGGAAGACCUACACCGACCAGUCCUCCCUUAAGAAGCACCUGAAGAUGCACGCGGCCAAGGAGCAGAAGGGUCAGAGCGAGGGAAGCACCAGCGAUGCCGAAACGAACCGACCUUCAGCCUCGGAGACAAUUUCAGACACUGAAAGAAGUUAGGACCAAGUUCUUAGAUGAUGAGUCUUUUAGAAGCUGAGAAUGAGAAUGAGUGCUGUAUGUGAUUGUACAAAAUCAUCUUAAAUCAAGUUCAAUUAACUCGGUUUUUUUUAAGACACGCAUCAGCGGUGUAUUAUAACUGUUGUGCAGUAUUUUGGUGUCUAAAAUGCAUCUAAAUGCUUUGAUCUCUUACUUAAACCGGCCUUCCUGCUUCCUGUGCUGUUUUGAAUGCAGGGCUGCUGUUGUGUUCUGUGGUUGGAACCUCUAGGAAAAGCUAUUAAGUGUAGCUUGAGAUAAGAUUAUUCUAUUAAACUGCUGUUCGAGAAGUCAAAAUUGAUAAAAUUGUUUGUGGUACAGUGCAAUACACUGUUGUCUAAUCUUUGCUGUAAUUUAGUAGAUCCAAAUACCUAGCAAUACCUUAAGAUUGAUAAUUUUAUUGUGAUUGGAACUCUUAUAUUACGUAGUCUUCUCUCUCACGUAAGACGGGACCCUAAAAUAACUGUUGUUCUUUUAUACAGACUGUAUGUUACCAAAAUUCUUGGUAGCAUAAUUUUCAAAUGCUUUAAAGGAAAAGUUAUUGAAUGCAAUGACGAUGAAUGAUUCAACCACCCUGCUGAAAGAAGACACUGAAUACCAGGGCCAGGUUUUUUUUUGUGGUCCUGACCUUUGACCUCCCCGUUGAGAAAAUGAAACUUCCCCACAGGGGUCAGUAAAAAAUAACAAUAUAAUUGUUUUAAAUUAAAAUAUUAAGAUGCUUCUUCAUCCAUGUGUACAUGUUGUAGUAGCCAGAGGGUUAGAAAUGAUAGGAUUUCUAAAUUAUUAAUAUAUUGCUGUUUAUUGCUGUACAGUCAGCAGUCCGAUCCAUUGAACUGACACGAAUGUAUUUAAAUAGUAAUGUUACUGAAGUUAAUGUUACCGCAAAUGUUCUGUAUUGAUUGAGCAGCUUUCAAUAUUAAAUUAAUAAUUGUUUUGUAAGCAAAGCUGAUCUCAAAGAAGAGGAAUUGUUUUAGGUUGUUCACUGUUCUACCUGGAAACGCGUCUCUUACCGUGAAUUAUGUAAAACUGACCCACGCAGGAGUAAAAUGUCAUGUUUAUGAUAGGGCUACUGUUUGUUGUGGCAACUCGAUCAUAUACCUGCACAGCAAUGUAUAUUAAUGAAUGUUUUGCUACUAGGAUUUAAUUGUGACUUACUUUUGUGUGGUCUGUGUCUAAAUUAAAGAGAA